Messenger RNA from Oikopleura dioica, 2469 nucleotides. Lineage: Eukaryota; Metazoa; Chordata; Appendicularia; Copelata; Oikopleuridae. The record is from the annotation of a GenBank genome assembly.
AUGGUCGAAGCGGCGCCAAAUAAUCCUAAUGACUUGUUUACCGGAAAGACCGUCGAAGAAAUCGGACAGAUUGAGAAGAAACUCCGAAAUGAUAUUGAACGGAAGAAGGAAGACCUCCGCCAAAUGGUCGGUGAAAGAUAUCGCGAUCUCAUCGAAGCUGCUGAUACAAUAACAAUGAUGAAGCAUCAUUCUCGCUCGAUAAAGGACUCUAUCGCCAAUCUUCGGGAGCUGCAGAAGAAAGCAAAAGCGGCAGAUGUCUCGAAGAAGCAGAGCGAGGCGAAUGUUGAUAUUCGCUACAGAGCUACAGCGGCUACAAUCCGAUUUCUUACCUCUUUACCAGAAAGAAUCACUCAGCUCUUGGAAGAGAACAAUGUUCUUCUUGCUGGGCAGUGCUUUAUAAUCGGCUCCAAAGUCAAACAAUCCUUGAUCCAAGAAUCUGGCGCGAGUGGGAUUCUCGUCAUGGUCCCUAUUCUCAAGUCAAAACUCGCAAAACUCGAAGAUCUCCGAACAAAUAUCAUCGCCGCGGCGAAGGGGUCCCUAAAAGCUGCUGAUUUAUCGCCCGAUGAAGCCGCUACAGCUCUCUUGACCAUUUCCUUCAUGAAAAAUGAGAAGCAAGAAUUUGAUUUUCUUUCCGAGUUCGUCAACUGUCGCGUCAACGGACUCUCACAGCUUCUAAAAGGCGCUCAUGUUGAUUCUGAUGAGCUUGAGAGCUUGGGGAGAAACAUUCAUAACUCGAUCAAGCUUUAUGACACGCUAUUUCUUCACGGGUCCAAUUCACCGCUGUUCCUCUCUCAGCAAACAACAUUUUCGGAAUUAAUCGGCGCAAAAGCCGAGCUCUGGCCUCGUUUCCUCCCUCAAGAAGUCUACAAAAUGACGGAAACACCGAUGGACAACAAGUAUCGAAUCCCAACUUCUGACAAGCUCAGCGCCGCAGCAAACACUCUGAUAAACUCGAUCACCGAGCGACUAUCAGAGCAGCUUCCAGUUCUUCUCGACCGAGUUUCUAGCGCUCAAACUCUAGCUGUCUACCGCGAUAGCAUCAAUAACUCGAUUUCGCUCAACGCUAAAGAUGCUUUUGCUUCGGACUGGGGAAACAUCGUAGCGAGAGUUUUUGAAUCAGAUGAUCAAAUUCAAAAGGUCCUAUUUGGAACUCUGACAAGUGUUUUUGUCAAGCGUCUUGAGAGCAUCAUCGAAAACGGAGUCAAGGAAAUUCAGCAGAAUUUGCAGCAAAGUAUCAAGGAAAUUCUGUCAGGCGAUGUUCAAAAAUUUGAAGGUGGAAUCGAAGAAUUCAUCUGGAACGAUGAAAACAACCAGGAUGAUUUGAAGGACUCCGAAUGGGCCAAAAAGAACGUUUCUUUGCGAGCGAAAUCGUUUGAUCCCUUCGUUGCGGGACUGGUUAAGAACUGCGCUCAAGAGUUUGAUCGUCUGUCCGAAGACGCGCGCCAAUUCACAAACGACAGAUACGUGCUCAAGAAGUACUGUGAGGAUUUUGUCGAGUCUUACAAUUCUUUCGCGAAGGAGUUGAUUGUGUCUUCUUCGCCCGCGUUAGCCGUUUUCAUCGCCCGCUCGUGCUACACUCUUACUGAGCUCUGCUCGCCGCUUCCGGCUAGUUUGGCGGAAGCGUGGCCGACAGUCAAAGAAAAUUUGAUUGUCACUGGAGACGAGGGGAUCUUGAAAUGGAUGGAAUCGGUUGCUGACCAAACUGCUCAAGUCUAUCACGAGCAGUUUCCAGAAGAACCUGACAAUUUACUGUUGCGUUUGUUGCCCUCUUUGGCGACUCAAGUUGUUUCAGAAGAGAAUGAGAGUGGAUCUAGCGUUGAAUCAAAGAUAGAAGUCCCACAGUAUCUCAGCUAUCCUCUGAUGUGCGCUCUUCACUAUCAGUCCAAUCAAAUAAUGAAAAACGGAAUGCACUCGCUUCGAAAAUCUCAGCAUCGUCAGCUUGUCAAGCUCACCUCUCAAAAAUUAGCGAUCGCGAUGGCUAAAAUUGUCAAUCAAUGGACAGCCAAAGGGUUCUCCGUGAAUCAGCCUGUCGCUCUUCAACUUCUUUUCGACUCCAGAUACCUUUCUGCAGCGACAGAUUCGAUCAUCGAUGCUGAAAUUCAAGAGUUGCAAAAUACUCUCGAGCAAUUGAUCGAUCCAUUUGAUCUUGCUGUAUUAGCACCAAAUAUCACGAAGAACGCUGCCAAGGCUCUUGUAAAGUCGUCUGUCAUCCACGGCGGCUUGGUUGGAAUGAGCGGCAAUAUGAGAAACUCUGCCACGUCCACCGCAUCCGAACAGCACAACAUCCUCAAAGUAACGCAAGUGACGACUCGAUUUUCAUCCCUUCCAGUUCCAUCCCUCCCCAAGCCGACCAUGAGAAAUCUUUCAAAAAAGACCUCCAGCCAAAAACAGCGUGCUAUCAAAGUCGAGGAGGGAAUCACUACGCAAGUCUUUUCCAAAUUCGGUGGUUUUUUCAUGGGCAAAGAGUGA